Molecule: messenger RNA, 1925 nt
Organism: Alosa alosa (allis shad)
Lineage: Eukaryota; Metazoa; Chordata; Actinopteri; Clupeiformes; Clupeidae
Product: cysteine sulfinic acid decarboxylase-like
Biological process (GO): carboxylic acid metabolic process
Cellular component (GO): cytoplasm
Molecular function (GO): pyridoxal phosphate binding; sulfinoalanine decarboxylase activity
Source: RefSeq, a predicted model, not a curated record
GAUAUGUGGUAUACGUUACAAGGAAAUCAUGAAGUCAUCGAUGACAAGGUGGUGGUGGAGUUAUCCUGUUCUGGUCAUUUAGGCUAGCCUACAAGUUCAGGUGGACCACCAGCAGCUGACUACACAACACAUUGACAGCACCCAGAGCAGAAGAUGAAUGGAAUUAAUGGCCAUGAUGCAGAUAUUUCAGACUUCAGCCAUGCAAAGGGCCAGCACUUUCUAAGUGAGGUUAAAGUUAUCUUCGAGGAGGCUAUUUGUAAAGCCACAGAUGUGAAUGAGAAGGUGUGUGAUUGGCAUGAUCCAGAGCAGUUGGAGGAGCUGCUGGAUUUGGAGCUGAGAGACAGUGGAGAGUCACAUGACCAGCUGCUCUCCAGAGUCCGAGAUGUCGCCAAAUACAGCGUCAAGACCAACCAUCCACGGUUCUUCAAUCAGCUAUUUUCUGGCCUUGACUACCAUGCCCUGGCUGGUCGACUCCUGUCAGAAACUCUCAAUACAAGCCAAUUUACAUAUGAGAUGGCCCCAGUGUUUGUUCUGAUGGAGCACGUGGUUCUCACCAAACUCAUCUCAAUGGUGGGCUGGCCCAGUGGCGACGGCCUCUUCUGUCCAGGUGGCUCUAUGUCCAACAUGGUUGCCAUGAAUGUGGCACGUUACCAUGCCUUUCCUCAAGUGAAACAGCAAGGACUCUGGGCUCUGCCACGGCUUGCUGUCUUCACCUCUCAAGAAUGUCAUUAUUCUGUGAUGAAGGCAGCAGCAUUCCUUGGCAUAGGGACUGACAAUGUUUUUCAUGUGAAAACAGAUCAGAGUGGUUCCAUGGACCCACAGGACCUUGAAGUAAAAAUCAUGCUCGCCAGAUCACAGGGUGCAGUCCCUUUCAUUGUGUCUGCAACAUCAGGCACAACUAUACGUGGAGCUUUUGAUCCCCUGGAAACUAUUGCCGACAUCUGUGAAAAGCAUUGCCUAUGGAUGCAUGUGGAUGCUGCUCUUGGCGGUAGUGUGCUCUUCUCCAAAAAACAUAAGCAUCUCGUGAAAGGAAUUGAAAGAGCCAACUCAGUGACUUGGAACCAACAUAAGAUGCUGACAACAGGUCUGCAGUGUUCUGCAUUCCUUGUUAGGGACACUGCGAAUCUGCUUCAAAAAUGUCAUUGUGCCAGUGCCACAUACUUGUUUCAAAAAGAUAAGUUCUAUGACAUGAGCUUGGACACAGGCGACAAGACCAUCCAAUGUAGUCGAAAGGUGGACUGUCUGAAACUAUGGCUGAUGUGGAAAGCAGUUGGCACCAAAGGCCUUGCAGAGAGGGUAGAGAGAGCCCUUUCCCUCACAAGGUUCCUUGCAGAGGCAAUCAAGAAAAGAGAGGGAUUUCAACUGUUGAGUGAGCCAACAUUUGUGAAUACUUGCUUUUGGUACAUACCACCCAGUCUGAGGGGGAAGGAGAACAGUGACGAUUACCAAGACAGACUGUCCAAGGUGGCCCCAGCCAUAAAGGAAAAAAUGGUGAAGGAGGGAACAAUGAUGGUGGGAUAUCAACCAUUGAAUGGACAGGUCAACUUCUUCCGCAUGAUUGUCGUGUCUCCACAGACCUCUCAAAGAGACAUGGAUUUUUGUCUUGAUGAAAUAGAGAGACUCGGGAAAGAUCUGUAACAUGAAUAUUUAAAACAGCACAUUAGCAACACACAUUAGCCUAAUGAUUGCACCUGGGUUUUCUUUUUUUUGUCUGUUACUCUCACUCAAACUCAAACAAAAUGUUAUUACUGGUCUGCCCGGUUUCCUUUUGCAAGUAGCCUGGUGGUGUUUUUUGAUUUGCUUAAGCAGGGUCUAUGAGUCUAUGCUGAAAAACAAUGUAUGAGCCUUAACUCAAAAACAAUAACAAUGAAAAAGAUGAUUUUGAGUCUCUGAAAUAAAUUAUCCUAGGCUAUAAGGGCCCGAUU